GGGCGCCGGGGGGAGAAUCUGCAUGAAUGCCAAGCACCACAAAGCCCAGCCUGGCCCCGAGGGGAAGCUCUUUGACCAGUGCUCUCCCUGGAGGGACAACGCCUGCUGCACAGCCAACACCAGCUCAGAAGCACACAAGGACCAGUCCAACCUGUACAACUUCAACUGGAACCACUGUGGGGUGAUGGCUCCCAAGUGCAAGCGCCACUUCAUCCAGGACACGUGUCUGUACGAGUGCUCUCCCAACCUAGGGCCAUGGAUCGACCAGACUGACAGCAGUUGGCGUCGAGAGAGGAUCCUUCAUGUGCCCCUGUGCAAGGAGGACUGCGAGGAGUGGUGGGAGGACUGCAAGGACUCUGUCACCUGCAAGGAGAACUGGCACAAGGGCUGGAACUGGGCAACAGGAAGGAACCGCUGUCCCUGGGGCUCCCUGUGCCGACCCUUCAGCGAGGUGUUCCCCCGGCCCAAGGACCUGUGUGAGAAGAUCUGGUCCCACUCGUACCGGUACACGUCGCUGCUUCGCGGCAGCGGCCGCUGCAUCCAGAUGUGGUUUGACCCUGCCCACGGCAACCCCAACGUGGUGGUGGCCAAAUACUAUGCUUGGAAAAGGAGAACCUCCCCAACCUGGAGGGAGAACGUGGCUCCUGAGGCUGACCAGGCUGUGUGUGCUCGGCCAUGCUCCAUCCUGAUUCUGCUGCCUGUGGCCCUUGUGCUGCUCCUGGGGUAG
Messenger RNA from Acanthisitta chloris (rifleman), 727 nucleotides. RefSeq names its product folate receptor gamma-like. Gene Ontology annotation, cellular component: external side of plasma membrane. The annotation marks the transcript as partial. The record is from RefSeq and is a predicted model, not a curated record. The transcript is spliced from 4 exons. Gene Ontology annotation, molecular function: signaling receptor activity. NCBI's taxonomy places the organism in Eukaryota, Metazoa, Chordata, Aves, Passeriformes, Acanthisittidae.